AUGUAUUGCUCGGAAAUUGCACGUUGGACUCCGGUUCAACUGAGCUGGAUAUAUGGACUUUUGGAGGAAUAUUACAAGAUACAUUUUGCUGUCCUCUUCAAACAAUUUAUGGUUCCCAAAAUCACCCAGCCCAAACGAGAAGAUCUUGCAAGAAACGUUGUCAACUUCUCAAAAGCUCAACAGGAAGGAUUUAUCUCGGCAUGGCUUGAGAUCUUUGGCGGCACCGAUAGCAAGGCAGCUCUGGGGCAUCUCAAGGGCUGUCAGCAGCAUUACCAAGCAUCAAUUACUCGUGUCAAACGGAAUCGGUCAGUUAUCAGGGCCGAUGAGGUGCAAUCUUUUGAAAAGUUGUGUGAAGGAUUGUUGCUGCUUCCUGUUGAGGGUGGUGCCACUCAUGAAGAAAAGGUUGACGAGAUUCGACGGAGGUUUCCAAAGACCAAGCGGUGGCUAGACUGGUGGACUGCAGCUGACGUAGAAGCAAUGCUCUUUCCUGGCCGAGGUGAAUCAAGACCAGACGGUAGGAGCACUUGUGAUGGACUUCCUGCAACGACCAAUGCACAGGAAAGAAAGAAGUCCCUCUACUAUGGGAUGGCCGAGCUCUUUGCCUUCGUGAAGGCGCUUGAGAGGGAUUGGAAUCUGGUCUUGCGUGGGAUACUGAUAGCAUAUGGAUCACAGCCUUCAAAAAUGAAAGAUGUCGCACAUUCACUUGGAUGGAUCAAGCCAACUAAGCGACAGAAAGCGGCUUCAAACGAUGGCAGGCCUCCAGAUACCACCGAUGCCCUCCUGUCAGAAAGUGAACGACCUAGGAAAGAUAAGAAAUUGGGGCGCCCAGUCAACUCACCCAACAUCAAUAGGAAUCCAGUGUCAACGUUCCCCACUUAUCUGGCUUCCAAAGAAGAUAAAUAUAAGAAUCGCUGCUGGUUGGCAGCUGCGCUCGAGUCUCUAUAUGCGGUCUACAGCCCCCUUUGGCUUCAAGAAGCUGGCGGCAAGAAAACCGAUCUUUUUUUUGAAUUGGUCGCACAUUUCUCCAGGCGUACCACUUUUGAGCUCAUCAAGCCACAAUCAAUUCGUUAUACUCUCACCAGCGGGUCAAAUAAGAUCUACCUGGCAGCACAGGAAAUGUCUCCUCAGAGUUUUCUCGAUGGUGAAUUUGCCUCUUGUGAUAUGUUCAUGCAGAUGGUAUUAGAUCCAUCUAAAAACAAGUCAAAGACCUUGCCAAAGCUAUUUCAGGUCAACGAGAUUCGCAACUACACUUGUCGUCAACAUCCAGGCUCUAAGGAACAACCCACCGUUAACCGUAACUUGACGGUGUUGCGAAUCACAAAGGAUAUGUUCGACAGCAACUGUAUCGCACCAGACAAUCCCCAAUCACUAUUGUCCCUAUGGACCGACCAUGGUCUUGAGCAGAUUUCUGGUUUAUAUUGCCGCACCCCUGACCGCAACACAGCCAAACACAAGCGAAAGGGAUCGUCCAGAUCUUCAAAGGACAUCGACAUCUUACCUUCAUCGGACAGCUAUCUGUGUAUGGCCUUCAUGGGUGGUGUCAACUGGCCAUUCAAGAUAGAAGUCUUUGGUUACCAGUAUACACUCAUUUCUUGCGGAUUUUGGGGAGGUAAUCAUUACUGGGGGAAGGUUUUGCGGAACGCCAACGGGAUGACAGGUGUGUGGUUGCACGAUGACCGGGCAAAUGGGGGGUAUGCCCGAUGUAUUGAUGAAGAGCCAGGGAAGAUUAGUGGGGCCCAAGACAAUACUAGCUGGGUUAUUUACUCUCGUCACUGGAUGCCAGACAAGAAGUUGCUUGUGGAUCAAGGUAUUGCCAAUAUUCGCCGGGACAACCCCCAGUUCACUAAGAGCAUGCCAUUUGACUACAUGCACACCAUAAUCCACUCAAAUUCCCACAUGGCCAUCCCUGUAUAUUCCGGAACACAACCGACACUUUCAAUCCCUGCCAUCGAGAUCACACAACCUCAAGACCUGGAAUCCCAAAGCGAACAGCCUCCUCUGCAGGGGCUAAAGAUCCGGAUACGAAAAUCCAAGCCGUCCAGUCCAACAGCCUCACCCAAUGGGUCUGUUGUCCCAGCACUGCCGUCAUCAGCCCCACCAGGACCCCCACUGUCAUCUUUAUCACCAACGUCUGCCACGCCGGCUUCGUCAGCCCCGCCGAUUGUCCCCGCAAAACUGGGUGGCUCUCAGCUGCAUACAGCAUCCGCACCGACUUCCAAGAGGUCAAAGAAACCUACGGCCGCCAAGGGGAUAAAGCCCCCUGCACAACAAGCAACCAGCUCUCAGGAGGAAUUCAUACCAGCCCCCCUAACAGACGCCGACUGGGAUCGUAUGGUGGCAUUUAGUGCAGCACGCUGGAAGAAGAUAGAGGAGGAAGUCACUCUUCCUGGGCAUCAGCUCAAGGUGAUUUCCCCUGUGCCUUUGCAAGAGGAGGGUUCCAGGCCUGCCCCGGAACAGCCUCUGUAA
Molecule: messenger RNA, 2466 nt
Organism: Puccinia graminis f. sp. tritici CRL 75-36-700-3
Lineage: Eukaryota; Fungi; Basidiomycota; Pucciniomycetes; Pucciniales; Pucciniaceae
Exons: 4
Coding region: 1-2466 (821 amino acids)
Source: RefSeq, a predicted model, not a curated record